AUGAAGCAGCAUAAAGAACAAGCAUCACCUGCAUCUGAUAAAGGUUCGAAGAAAAGUGCAAAAGUUCAAAGAGGCCAGAAAGGAACCCCAAAAGACAAAACAACACAGAAGGGCCAGCCUAAAAAAAGGAAAAGCAGGCAAGAUGAAGACAACCCGCUCCUAACUAGAGUUUCAUCCCAUGCUGUAUGCGAUUUUGUUGGAAAACUGGAUGACGUACAAAAAAAGGUUGUCCGGAAAAUCGAUUUUGGACAUCUUCUGGAUAUCAAAUUUGAGAGGUUUGACGACACAGAUUUGUGCAGAUAUCUUUUGGAAAACUAUGACCCCCAAUUUUCACGUAUCAUAAUGCAAGAAAACCAAGUGCUGACAAUAGAUGAGGCAGAUGUGGAGGCCGUACUGGGCUUACCACGAGGUCAGUAUGAAGUCGUAGACUACAUUGAAGGAAAAACUAAUGAAGACUACACAAGGCUGGUUGAAAAAAUGAGAAUAACAUUUGGUUUAGAUAUAAACAGAGGAGGUCCAGCAGCAACUAAAGUGAUGAAUCAUCUGGUUGGUGGAAGGAUGAAAAAAAAGGCAAGGAUUCGAACCCGAAAGAUAUUACAGACCGUAUUUACGAAGAUAAGUUCAAAAGAUGGUUCAUCAUCGGAGUUGUAUCAAGUAUAUUCUGGAGAACAAGAUCACCGGAGUGCCGUUUUCAGCUGA
Molecule: messenger RNA, 699 nt
Organism: Oldenlandia corymbosa var. corymbosa
Lineage: Eukaryota; Viridiplantae; Streptophyta; Magnoliopsida; Gentianales; Rubiaceae
Source: the annotation of a GenBank genome assembly